CUUUUUUUCAUUGGAUGCUUAUAGUGGGUAUAGAAAGUUGUGAAGAGUUUGUUCAAAUUCAAAGCCUUUGAAUUGAAGAAUGUGCAUAGCUUUGUUUCUUUGGCAAACCCACCCUCUCUACCCUUUCCUUCUCCUCAACAACAGAGAUGAAUAUCACAACCGACCUACGAAGGCUAUGUCAUGGUGGGAAGAUAGUGAUAUAGUUGGAGGAAGAGAUGAGAUAGGUGGAGGAACAUGGUUGGCUUGUUCAAGAGAUGGAAGAGUGGCUUUUCUCACCAAUGUUUUGGAGCUUCGUUCUCUCCCCGAGGCUAAAACCAGAGGAGAUCUACCUGUAUCAUUUCUUAAGAGUGGGAAACAUCCUAAAGAAUUUGCAGAAAGCCUAAAAAGAGAGGGUGAUUAUUACAAUGGAUUCAACUUGAUUGUGGCUGAUAUUCACUCCAAAUCAAUGAUUUACAUCACCAACAUACCCAAAGGACAGCCAAUUACCAUUAAAGAGGUUUCUUCUGGUCUGCAUGUUCUUUCAAAUGCCAAACUGGACUCACCCUGGCAUAAGGCUCAGCGACUUGAAGUAAGUUUUAAAGAAGAGCUAGCCAAAUAUGGGGAUGGUGAGAUACCAUUGAAGGAGGUGCUUAAAAAGCUAAUGAAGGACAAAACUAAAGCUGAUGAAACUCAUCUACCUCACAUAUGCAAUCUUGAUUGGGAAUUCAAUUUGAGUUCCAUUUUUGUUGAAGUAGAAACUCCGCUGGGUUUGUAUGGCACGAGGAGUAGUGCUGCCGUAGUUGUGAAAUCAAGUGAGGAAGUAAGUUUCUUUGAGGCUUAUCUUGAAGAGGGCAUAUGGAAGGAACAUGCCAUUGAUUUCCACAUAGAGAAAAUGAAGUUGGCAAAAGGGCAUACAAAAUAGCAAGGAAUGAAGUUAUCAAUUCGGAG
Molecule: messenger RNA, 927 nt
Organism: Vigna umbellata (rice bean)
Lineage: Eukaryota; Viridiplantae; Streptophyta; Magnoliopsida; Fabales; Fabaceae
Product: transport/golgi organization-like protein (DUF833)
Source: RefSeq, a predicted model, not a curated record